CCGUGGGCCGGUGCGCGGCGCCGCGGCUCCCUUUCCCCGGAUUCCCCCCCAGCUCGGCCGUGCUGGUCGACGGCAGGCUUGAUGGAGGAUAAGAGGGCGGCGGAGGAGAGGAAGAGGAGGAGGAGGAGGAGGAGGACCUCAGACGGUUAAAGCUUCAUUCAUUCAGAGCGGAGACAGCAGCCGCAGCCGGAGGAGAGGAUGAUGAAAACGGCUAUGAUGCAUUCGCCCAAGCCACACCUGACCCUGCCGGAAAAGGAUACAAAAAGAUCACAGAUAACCCAGGGACCCAGAGCAGCAGAGCAGGAGGAGAGAAGAAGUCUGUGUCUUAGCGCUGGCUGGUGAAAAUGGUCCUGUGGGUCGCCUUGCUGAUGUCUCACUGUUGUUUGGGUCUGAUUGGAGCUGCAGCAGACAGCACGGGAUUGGAGAGGAUAGAGAAAUGCGGCACCCGUUGUUCUCAGGGCCUUCAGUGCAAGACCAAGCCCAACAAUUGGUUUCCUCCUCCGUGUCAGAACCCCGCCGAAGGUCUGAACCGUUCCUCUGUGUUCCGUGACAUCAACAUCUCCACCGUCAUGCGUUGUGAGGGGAGGCAGAAGUGCUCGCUGCACCUCCGAAUCAAGACCGCAUUCAAACUUACUGAGUCCAUCCAUGGUUUGUCCAUCUGCACCGUCACCGCGGGGAUGAUGGCCAGCUGCCGAAUUUUCAGCUUCAGAAGAGAGUUGCGACACCGACUCUCUGGGCUGCAGGUGGAAGUUGAGAAUGAUUGCACUGACGUUUCUCCAAGCCAACGCGUGCAAGUAACAGUGAAAACUGUGCCGAGCUACUGCGGGGUAACCUGGACAGGCACUUAUGACGCUCCAGAAUGCAUCAGUGAAGAUUUGCGCAGACAUGUCCCAGAAUGCAUCACUGGGAGGAUAUCAUAUGAUGUGAACCCACAGAGGAAGGAGCUGAGUGUCAGUGUGUCAGAAACGUUGGAAGAUAAAGACUACCACCUCCGCCUUUGCCACAAGGAUUUCAUCUGCGGUGGCACAGGGGCCUACACACUGAUAAAGAAGGGGGAACAUGUAAAGAGAGCCACCCUCCCUUACUCCCGACCUCUGCCCUGCCUCUGCAUCGAGGGAUGGUCAGCUGUGACGGAUGCCUCGAGAGUCCAGGUCUGCCCGUUCAAACACCGUCUCGAGGAGCUGUGGCUUGGAAUUAACUUUGACCCGCUCGAGGAGACGCUCUCGUGGGAGCCCGUCUGUCCCGUGACUGCCGUGGUUGCGUUGUGUCAGAAAAGAGGGGACGGCGUCUGUGUGGAUCUGCCUCACGCCUCACAGAAUGUUAGCAGAGAAAAGAUUACAUUUACUAAAGUGGAUCCACACCCUGAUCUGUGCAUGAAGUUCACUGCGGGCCAUCAGUCCUGGACCAGGUGCCCCUUUGCUGAUGCCAGAUUCCAAGCAUGGGAGGUGGUUGUGACCAGACUAAAGGGUCAGGAAGACGUGAAGAUGUUGUCACAGAUCACUGCAACCUUUUCUUUGGGGCUGUGUGCAAAGUCUGACGGCUUGACUGUGUGCCGGAUCACCGACACGCACACCAUGCACGUGGAGAAACAUAAAGCUGUUGGCCUGAACCUGGCAGGGGAACAAUGCAACUCAUGUUUCCAGGUGAAGAGGCUCGAUGUGAAGUUUGCUGCCACGGUCAUUCACUGUCUUGAGCAAUGCAAUCAAACCGGGCCCGACAGACCUGUCGUCUCCAGCCGAGCCUCUUGGGACUUGACUUGCGUCAUUUUACCUGCUGCCGUCUGCCUCUCUGGCAUCAUCAUCUUCACUUUGGCCCUCCACGUACUGUUAACCGUGUAUCAGAGGAGGAAACAAAAAAUAAAUAGAGGCUGCAUCUCUGAGAAGAAAACAGACCCUGCUUCUGACUGUGUCGUCCCUGUAUUUCAAACACAACCUGCUCUCCAUGGAGUGUUCCUCAUUCCCGAUUCACCACAGUAUGGGAACACUGAGAAGGCCAACUUAAUCUCUGACUGACCAAAGAACGGUGCUCCGGUCAAAGGCGUUACUUGUAAUGUGCAGCAUAAAUCUGUAAAGUUGUUACACAGACCAAAUGAGUCCUCUGUUGAAUGCAGCGUACAAUGUUGGGAGAGAUAUUUCAAAUGUUAUGUAUGUUACUGUUUUUUUUUGCUGGUUAUACUUGUUAUAGUUAAUGGCUGUUGUUAUUCUGUUAGGUGUUAUCUGUUUGGGUGAAAGUUAACGUGUAUAUUUCUUUUAAGUUAAAAUAUUCAUUCAGCUUGCAGCUAAAUGGUCCGUUCUCGUCCUUAUUUAAAUUUAUAUUUUCAAUAAAAAAAAUGCAAAAUAUGAAAGAAAACCUGCUCAAUCUAUUUUUCUCAUAAUGAACUUGUGGCCAUAAUGUCCACACGUCUUAUUGUCCUUGUAUCGGAAGCAAA
Anarrhichthys ocellatus (wolf-eel) is the source of this 2428-nucleotide messenger RNA. RefSeq names its product interleukin 17 receptor E-like (gene il17rel). The coding region runs from base 345 to 2012 and encodes 555 amino acids. The record is from RefSeq and is a predicted model, not a curated record. NCBI's taxonomy places the organism in Eukaryota, Metazoa, Chordata, Actinopteri, Perciformes, Anarhichadidae. Gene Ontology annotation, molecular function: interleukin-17 receptor activity. The transcript has 19 exons.